CACCAAACUACAAGAUCGCCACUAAAAUGUCUAUGAACGAAUCUGACUGUACCGUCCUACGGGAUGGCUUCCCUAGACCCUUUCCCAACACCCCUACCAAUGUCUUGGAGCAAUUCAAGAUGACUGGCAAGGUUGUUGUCGUAACUGGUGGCGCUGACGGUAUUGGCUAUGCUGUUGCGGAGGGAAUGGCCGAGGCCAACGCUCAUGUCGUGUUAUGGUACAACUCGAAUGAUGUAGCUAUCCAGAAAGCCCAGGAUCUCGGGACAAAACACAAUAUCAAAACUGCUGCUUACAAAGUCGACGUAUCCGACGCUGACUCUGUGCAAAAAUCAGUAAAGCAAGUCGUAGAGGACUUUGGCAGCAUAGACGUUUUCGUUGCUAAUGCGGGAAUGGCUAUCAGCAAGCCAAUCCUGGAACAGACUCUCCCCGAAUUCGACAAACAAAUGUCCGUGAACGUCAAUGGCGUUGUCUACUGCUCCAAACACGUCGGCGAAGUCUUCAAGCGCCAAGGCAGCGGUGUUCUCAUCAUCACCUCUAGUAUGAGCGCACACAUCGUCAACGUCCCUGUUGACCAGCCUAUCUACAAUGGCACUAAAGCAUUCGUGACGCAUUUUGGCAAGUCUUUAGCUCGCGAGUGGAGAGAAUUCGCCCGCGUCAACAUUGUUUCGCCCGGUUUCUUCGAUACCAAGAUGGGAGCCGGUCCACUGGCACUCAACGAAGCUUAUCGUAUGUCGGUGCUCGGCAGACAGGGCCAUGUGAAGGAAAUCAAGGGCUUGUAUCUGUACUUGGCCAGUGACGCUUCCACUUAUACCACUGGAUCAGACAUUAUCAUUGACGGUGGUUAUGUACUUCCUUAGUGUUCAGGAAUGCUGAGAUACAAACUUCCCAACUUGUUAUCCUUCAAAAGUAUCUUGGGGAAACCAAUCGCUGAACAGGGUGUCCAUAGGUGUAUUAUCGAGGUAGCCCCAUGGAGUAUUAUCCAGAAUCAUCCUCAUCGUAGGAUCUGAUCCAUCAUCGUUCAGUGUCCAGGCGCCCAUCGACAGAUCCCCAUCACCAAGAGUC
This is a messenger RNA of Fusarium oxysporum Fo47, 1062 nucleotides long. Its product is annotated as short chain dehydrogenase. Bases 27 to 857 code for a protein of 276 amino acids. NCBI's taxonomy places the organism in Eukaryota, Fungi, Ascomycota, Sordariomycetes, Hypocreales, Nectriaceae. Gene Ontology annotation, cellular component: intracellular anatomical structure. The transcript has 4 exons. The record is from RefSeq and is a predicted model, not a curated record. Gene Ontology annotation, molecular function: oxidoreductase activity, acting on NAD(P)H, oxygen as acceptor.